AUGAGCGACUCUACCGCCGUGGUGGAGAUCUUAACAUCAGACCUCAACUACCGCGGCUUCAAGUGGCUUCGCACAAACGUCCGGCUGGUGAACCAGGAGCCCAAGCUGUUUAGCGGCACCAUCUUCCAGAACGUCGUCGACGGGCUCACCGGCACCGACAAAGACGGCCUCGCCGGGGAGGAGAAGCAAAGGCUCGUGACGGAGGCUUGCAAGGCCGCCUACGCCCACGAGUUUAUUGAGCGUCUGCCGAAUGGCUAUAAGACGUAUAUUAGCGAGCGCGGCGCCUCGCUGUCGGGUGGGCAGAAGCGGCGCAUCGUCAUCGCGCGAAGCAUCGUCUCGAACCCAAAGGUGCUGCUCCUCGACGAGGCCACGAGCGCUCUCGACCCCAAUGCCGAGAAGAUUGUCCAGGCCGCCCUCAACAAUGUUGCCAGGGGCCGGACUAUGGUGGUGAUUGCGCACCGGCUAUCGACGGUCCGCGACGCCGACAACAUCGUCGUCAUAUCCAAGGGUGAGGCGGUCGAGAGCGGCUCGCACGAGCAGCUAAUUGGGCGCGGCGGCGCCUAUGCGCGGCUCGUCAAGGCCCAGGACCUGAGCAAGGGGGUCGACAAGGCCGACGACCACCAAGAGGCCGCCGAGGACAAGGACGUGGCGCCGGCGGACCUCGACGUGGCACCGACGCAUGGCUCCACGCCCGCGGAUCCAGCGGCCGGGGCCGGGGCACAGUGGGACCAUGGGCGAUACGGCCUGCUCCACGGGCUACUGUUCAUUCUCCGGGAGCAGCGGUCGCUGUGGCGGCCGCUGGCGGUCACGCUCGUUUGCUGUCUCGUCGGCGGCGGCACCUACCCAGCGCUCGCCAUUCUUUUAGCCAAGACCCUAAAGGCCUUCCAGACCAUGGAUGUGUCGCGCGGUAACUUCUUGGCCCUAAUGUUCUUGGUCGUUGCGUUUGGAAACUCUGUCGUGUACUUUUUUCUUGGAUGGUUUUCCAAUGUGCUCGCGCAGACGGUCAUGAAGCACUAUCGUACCCAAGUUUUCAACGACACGCUCCGCCAGGGUAUGAACUUUUUUGACCGGCCCGAUAACUCAACGGGCGCGCUUAUAUCGCGUAUCGCGACGGAGCCGACGUCGCUACAGCAGCUACUCUCUAGUGACGUGCCGCUACUAGCCAUGAACGGGGUCAACCUGGUGUCGUCUUCGGUGGUGGCUAUUGCCCAUGGGUGGAGGCUCGGGCUAGUGCUAGCACUCGGGGCGCUUCCGAUACUCGUCGGCGCCGGCUUCGUACGGGUCCGGCUCGAGUUCCGUUUCGAGCAAGAUGCGGCGGCGCUCUUUGCCCGUAGUAGCGGCGUGGUGGUCGAGGCUGUUAUGGGCAUCCGUACCAUUUCGUCGCUAGCCCUCGAGCGGGUUAUUGUCGACCGCUACGAGGUCGGUCUGCAGGGCAUCGCCGCCCAGGCUAUCGGCGACCUAGGCUUUAAGAUGCUCUUUUACGCCCUUACCCAGUCCGUCUCCUUCCUCGCCAUGGCCCUCGGCUUCUGGUACGGUGGCCGGCUCGUUUCGACGGGUGAGUACUCGACGACGCAGUUCUACACCAUCUUUAUGGCCAUCAUCUACUCGAGCGAGGCGGCCGCCGUGCUGUUCCAGUACUCGUCGAGCAUGACCAAGGCGCGCAUCGCCAUCAACUACAUCCUGGGCCUGCGCCGCCAACUUGAGCUGGUCGACGACCAAGAUGACGCCGACAGUCAAGCUCCUGGCCAGGGCGGCGGCAACACGACUGGGGAAAAGGACGCGGCAGCGCAGGGUGUCGAGGUGCGGUGCCAAGGCGUCGAGUUCGCCUACCCGCUUCGGCCACGGCACCGGGUGCUCCGGGGCAUGGAGCUCGACGUCAGGUCCGGCAAAAUGGUGGCGCUGGUGGGUGCAUCGGGGUGCGGCAAGUCGACCGUCGUCUCCUUACUCGAGCGCUUCUACGACCCGAUGGCCGGCACGGUGCUGGCCGACGGUCGGGAAGUCCGGACGCUGGGCCGGCGGCGGUACCGGCGCGACAUGGGGCUGGUACAGCAGGAGCCCGUGCUGUACCAAGGCUCCAUCCGCGACAAUGUGGCCCUGGGAGGCGGCGCCCGGGGCCAGGGCCGGCGCAGAAGGGGCGCCGAGGAGCAGCAGCCGUUGUCCGAGGCCGAGGUCGUGGCUGCGUGCCGGGCCGCCGAUAUAUGGGACUUCAUCGCCUCCCUUCCGCAGGGGUUCGACACCCCCUGCGGCCCUCAGGGCCUCUCACUCUCGGGCGGGCAGCGGCAGCCCAUCGCCAUCGCCCGGGCGCUGGCGGGGCGGCCGCGGCUGUUGCUCCUGGACGAGGCGACGAGCGCCCUUGACAGCGAGUCGGAAAGGGUGGUCCAGCAGGCCCUGGCCCGCGCCGCCGCCGGCCGCACCGCCGUCGCCGUCGCCCACCGCCUCAGCACUGUGCGCAAUGCCGACGCCAUUGCCGUCGUUGCCCGUGGCGCCGUCGCCGAGCUGGGCACGCACGACGAGCUCGUCGCCCGGAGGGGGCUAUACUAUCAGAUGGUCCUGAGCCAGUCGCUCGACCGCGAGGCUGCCUGA
Messenger RNA from Hirsutella rhossiliensis, 2583 nucleotides. Its product is annotated as ABC transporter domain-containing protein. Gene Ontology annotation, cellular component: membrane. The coding region runs from base 1 to 2583 and encodes 860 amino acids. Gene Ontology annotation, molecular function: ABC-type transporter activity; ATP binding; ATP hydrolysis activity. Lineage: Eukaryota; Fungi; Ascomycota; Sordariomycetes; Hypocreales; Ophiocordycipitaceae. Gene Ontology annotation, biological process: transmembrane transport. The transcript has 5 exons. The record is from RefSeq and is a predicted model, not a curated record.